Messenger RNA from Guillardia theta CCMP2712, 1428 nucleotides. RefSeq lists its product as hypothetical. The coding region runs from base 1 to 1428 and encodes 475 amino acids. NCBI's taxonomy places the organism in Eukaryota, Cryptophyceae, Pyrenomonadales, Geminigeraceae. The record is from RefSeq and is a predicted model, not a curated record. The transcript has a single exon.
AUGGAUGGGUUCAAAGAAAAGCUUGACUUUGCUCAAUUCUUUCAAAACAAAUCCGGAUCUUUUGGGGCAUACAAAUCAUCUUCAAACCAUCCAGGGCACGAAUCAGCUGUCAGCCAAUCUGAACAAAGGCAUGGCGAGGCAGAUUUCAAAGCAAAAAAACGAUCCUUGUGUUCCAAGCUCGCCCUCGAGAUCUUCGCUGAGCGUUGCCUGAAGACAGGGUACGCGACUGUAGAAAGCACGUUCAUCGCAAAGAAGUAUGGCGUGAGCUCCAAGACCGUCCGCGACAUCUGGAACCGCAGGACAUGGGCCGAGGCUACCAAGCCUCUCUGGACAGACGAGGAAAAGGAGUCGACGGAGGAGCUUGAUGCGUGCAAGGAGAGAAAACGGCAGGCUAACAAGAGGCGGAAGCUCGCGCACAUGCGGCAAGGAAACGACAAGAGCGGAGACUCUCAUGACUCCGAAGGUCAUGAGAUGGCUGAGGAGAUGCAUCAGCCAGACAAAGGUGAGGGCAGUGUACAGGAGACCUGCUCGGGAUCAGAGACAAGCACCAUGUGCGAGCAGAGCUCGGCCAAGGAGUCCCAGGCGGAGGACAGCAGCGACGCGUGCAACCCCAAGGGGUCAUCGAGCGGCUCACCAGAGGGCUCGAGCAGCCCGACGUCAAGCAUGCAGUCGAAGUCAACGACCUCAUCAGAAACGGGCCGGUCGGAGCAAUGCGGGGCGAAGGAACCGAGGGGGACGGAGAGGAAAGGACCGAGGGGUGGGCUAAUGGACAAUGGGUACAGGUCAGAAGGAUCAUCGGAGUGCUCGGCAGGGUCAAAGCGGAGAGGGGAGUCACAGCAUAGAGGUCGAAGCAGGACGGAUGAAGCCGCCUCAGAAGCAGUGUGGUGGUCUCUUGAUGCGUUACAGUCACACAACAACUCUCGCAGUGUUCAGUCGGACAAGGAUGAUGGUCUUGCUAGUAUGGAGCUCGCCAACCUUCUCAAGCACAUUACGGAGCAGCAGAAGCAGAUUCUGGAGCAGCAGCAGCAGAUCUUGGACAAAGGCAACACUUUGCAGAUGGUGUUGGAUUGUAGGAUAUCGCAAGGAGGGCAGACGCUGGUUGGAUCUCAAUCGAACUGUGCUGUGAGCAACUGCUUCAAUGGCCAAUCUGGAUUACUUCAGUUUGGAGAGAUGUCCGGGGCGAAUGUUGUCAGCGGUGGUCAGAGGGCGGCAUGGGAAGAGGGAGUUCGCCACAGGGCACCAGUCAUUGAGGGAUGGAGACAUGGAGGUCAUCAGGGUCAGGAAAACCUAAUGGGAGGAGCUUUUCAGAGAGGACAACCGCAAGGUCAGCAGAUGGGGGCAGUUAACCAGGCCCUUCUUCUGCAACUCCUGCAGGGACAGCUCUCGGCGUCAAAUGCUUCUGUGUUCCCUUACGUCAAACGAGGCUGA